This is a messenger RNA of Fibroporia radiculosa, 1086 nucleotides long. RefSeq lists its product as uncharacterized. Lineage: Eukaryota; Fungi; Basidiomycota; Agaricomycetes; Polyporales; Fibroporiaceae. The record is from RefSeq and is a predicted model, not a curated record. Bases 1 to 1086 code for a protein of 361 amino acids. The transcript has 10 exons.
AUGGCCGCUGUUGCAACCCUCAGCCGCGUAGAUAUUCAGAAGGUCGUUGACACUGGGGCAGCAACGGGUGGACCCACUGACGAUGAAAAGGCCAAAUUUACAAGCGAUGCCCUUGGCGAAUUGAGAAAGGAUGAUCAGGUCAAGAUAUUCGAGGACAAUGUCAAGCAGGUCGGAGUUUGGGCCAAUCAAGUCGACGCGGCUUUCGACAACGUAACGCGCGGCUUUGAGAGUAUGAAUACCAAAUAUGGCCAACAAUUUCCCGAGAUUUCUGCCUACCUCAAUGAAUGGAAAGGUUAUAAGGGGAGUUGGGUGCAAUAUCUAGCGAACUCGCGCAAUGUUGCGUCCACACACAUCACAAUCCUCAGGCGCUUUGACCAAGUUUUCCUGAAUAUGGUGGAAAAUAUUAAGACGGACCAGGAUCGUGUGGCCGUCAUCGGUGAACUCCAGAAAUUCAUUGACGAAAAGCAUGACGAUUCUACCCAAAUGUCGCAGGACUUUCUCAAUCUUAAGCGCGAUAUCGAGGCUUUUGUCGGGAGAUUUGAUCAAUGGAUCGUGGACAAGGGGGUGCAGCUUGAAGCGCAGGCGAAUCAAUUGAUACAGGAUAUUAACGGUCUUCAAGGAGAAAUAUCAGCUUUGGACAAGAAGAUCAAUGAUGCCACAAUCGCGCUUUCGGCCAUGGGCAUGUCUCUGAAUAUUUUUGGAUUAAUUGUCGCCGGCUCUGUGCUCGCUUCGUACAAAUCAGAUCGCAAUAGCAAGGCCGCAGAUCUCGCCAAGAAAAAAAAGGACCUUGCAGAUGUCAAUCAGAAACAGACAGAUCUAGCUAAUCUCAAGACCGAGUUCAAUGGCUUGAAACCGGACAUUAUGUUGAUUUGCGAGAAGCUGGUUUUAUUCGCUGAAAUAUGGUCUUCGGUUCAAAGCCAAACUAUACAGUUCCAGGAACAUCUCAAGGGUGGAACAGGAUCCGAAACUAACAUUAGGUUCAGAAUGGAGGUUCAGCUUGCCAGAGCGGUAUGCUCGCCCCUCGUGAAUGGUCUUGCGCAAUACUCUACCGUACUGGAGAACCGUACCACCAAUGCAAGCGGCUAA